AUGCCUGACAGUGAUAUUCGCGACCUGGGCAUCGGCCGCGCUGAGCAGGACAACUUUCUGAUAGGCGCUUGGCCGCUGCGCGAUGCCGGUAGAGAUGCCGCACACGGCAAGGGCCUCUCGGGAGUCUAUUGCUUGGUGGUCAUAACGCGGCCCAUCAACACCAGACUGUCGAUCCAGGACCGCAAAGGUCGGGCGAGAGAGGCCGAAGAGCUCAUCUCCAAAUUCAUGUCCCUGGUCUGGCACGAUGCCCUCGCACCCGAGCUGAUCAACGAAUUCGCCAGGCACGUCACAAGUCUACGGUUCGCAGACUUGGUCACCAUGGAAACCAUGAAUUCGACAUUGUGGUCGCGACCAGAGCAUCGACUGUACGACCACAUAGUCUUCAACGCCCAAGGCGACCCGCGACUGGCUAACGAAGAGGCGGCAGAGACCAGCUACGGUCACGUCACUAGCCACCCCCAAAACAUGGGCGAGACGAUACAGGAGAAGGCGUGCGAGGUGGAGCAUCAUCCAGACGGCACCAAGAGCUGUUUCCUGCCUCAGCCGCCCAAGUACAUUCGGAUUUUGUAUGACCCCUUGGACGGCGAGGGACACCCCCUCAAAAGCUUUCAGACAAUUCAAGUGAGAGAUGUGCGUCCCGAAGAGGACCCAAUCGACGGUGGUGGCGACCGAACGCUUCACUCGUACAUUCUCCUCUUGGCUGUUCGCCGAAGGGCACAAGAGGCCGAGCCCGACUGCAUUCGAACUUUCUCGAUGGACGGCAUGCCGAUUGAGCCCCGGGUCCAAGCCCCCUACACAAACACAGACUGGCACGUGGGCGAGCCCGGCCACUGA
Molecule: messenger RNA, 834 nt
Organism: Colletotrichum orchidophilum
Lineage: Eukaryota; Fungi; Ascomycota; Sordariomycetes; Glomerellales; Glomerellaceae
Exons: 1
Coding region: 1-834 (277 amino acids)
Source: RefSeq, a predicted model, not a curated record